UCAGUCCCUUUCUCAAUCUCCUCACUUCGAUUUCCCUCGUCUUCUUUUAUUCUCUACAUCCACCGCGGGCGUUCCAUUCUAGGCGUCAAUAAAUCUCACUUCUAUUGAUUACCCGCAGUCGGGCUUUUUGCCUUGAUCCCCUAAUUCGACCGAAGGCUAUCUAGACCUCCUUCUUUCAUCAACAGCCAUUUUAUCAUACAAAAUGCUUUUUCUACAUUCUCUCGCUCUUCUCGCCUCCGUCGCUGGACUGGUGAACGGCCAAACCAUUGAUCCAAGCACCGUUGCGGAAUCCACCAGAGAACAAUGGUGUCAAUCGCAGACCUCCGCCUGUCCACUUCUGUGCCUCCAGGUGCCUGGAGCGUCGAACAAGCCCAAGGACAACGACUGCAGCGCGAAAACUUUGGACUAUUCUUGCGUCUGCAGUAACGGCGUUUCUCCCAAUGCUUCGGAAUACUCCGAGACGAUGCCCUACUUCAUUUGCACGGAGCAGAACAACAAAUGUGUGAAUGCCUGCGACAACGGCGAUUCUAGCUGCCAGUCGGACUGCCGCAAUGACCAUCCCUGCGGAGCUCAGAACCCCAAGCGCGUCAACAAGACCACUGCCACUAGCACUAUUAGCACUCCGGCUGCCACCACCUCUCUGGCUCCUUUCACCGGAGAGGCCGAUGGAAAGGAGGGUCUUGCUCCCAGACAAUCGGUUGAGAUGGGACAGGUCUACGGCAUGGUUGCGUUGGUUGGCGCUUUCCUCGCGGGCUUUACAACCUUGCUCUAACUGCCUUUCCAAUGGCCACUUCUCGGUAUCUGGUUUGAGAUUUUCCUGGCUCUGAAAUCAUAGGACGGUCAUCUCUCGAUCCCGCUCCUUGUUUCUUUCCGGUAAUAGCAUAUUUGCCUACAUUGCACUUGUCUUUUCAGCGUUACGUGGAGCGUUUCAUUUCUUCUCCUUUCGAUUCUAUGGUUUAUCGUCCACGCAUGUCAUAAUGGUUCUGUCCCAUAAUAAUAUUCGCGUGUUCCUUGAUGCGCUUAACUAGAAAGAACAGAAUUUCUAGAAACUUUAAAAAUCAGCGAAGUAAACGGACUUUUAUCAAAUAGCCCUUGA
Aspergillus steynii IBT 23096 is the source of this 1096-nucleotide messenger RNA. RefSeq lists its product as uncharacterized. NCBI's taxonomy places the organism in Eukaryota, Fungi, Ascomycota, Eurotiomycetes, Eurotiales, Aspergillaceae. The record is from RefSeq and is a predicted model, not a curated record. The transcript is spliced from 4 exons. Bases 203 to 772 code for a protein of 189 amino acids.